CACUUUGUUUGUUAACAACCAAGAACCAACCAACCGCUGUCCAAAGUUCAAAAACUUUUUGGGGUCGGAAAGUCCACAACGGGGUGGAUAAAUUGGACAAUAUAGAUGUGCAUCUUUCCACAUUCACACCACCACACUGCCCUAACCAUAUAGUCAACUCCAAGUCUUCCUGCUCUCUCCUUCUCUGAAUCGCCAAACAGAAAACCAUGUCAAAUACCCACAUCCUGGUGUUCCCCUACCCAGCGCAAGGGCACAUGCUCCCAAUUUUAGACCUAACCCACCAGCUAGCCCUCCACGGCCUCUCCAUAACUAUCUUGGUCACCCCCAAAAACCUCCCAACCCUAACCCCUCUCCUCCACACCCACCCCUCCUCCAUCCAAACCGUAGUCCUCCCCUUCCCUCCUCACCCCAAAAUACCCCCCGGCGUUGAGAACAUCAAGGACAUAGGCAACCACGGCAACUUGUAUGUGAUCAACGCCCUAGCCAAUCUCCAGGCCCCGAUUGUCCACUGGUUCAGCUCCCACCCUAACCCUCCGGUGGCCCUCAUCUCUGAUUUCUUCCUCGGGUGGACCCUACACCUGGCCCACCAGCUUGGCAUUCCCAGAAUUACCUUUUACUCCUCUGGCGCCUUCUUGGCCUCUGUGUUCCACUACUGCUGGCGUAAUUUGGACAAAAUGCGCUCCUCCUCAGGGAUCGUUCAUUUUCCUGAUCUUCCUAGAUCGCCCUCUUUUAAACAGGACCAGGUGCCCUCUGUGGUCCGCUGCCACAGAGAAUCGGAUCCCGAGUCUGAGCUCCUGAGGAAUUCCAUGCUCGCCAAUACCGAGAGUUGGGGAUGCGUUUUUAACAGCUUUGAGGACUUGGAGACUGAGUAUUUCGCCCACUUGCGGACUAAAAUGGGCCACUCCCGUGUUUACGCGGUCGGCCCAUUGAGUCUAACAGCGGCCGCGGCUGCUGAUGACAGUAGUUUGGGCCGGGCCAACCCAAACAAGGACUUCGGUGCCAAUGUGAUGACGUGGCUCGACGGGUGCCCCGACGGAUCUGUGCUCUACGUUUGCUUUGGGAGUCAGAAGUUGCCAAAUAGGCAGCAGAUGGAGGCCUUGGCUUCUGGGCUCGAACGGAGCGGGGUUCGGUUUGUGUGGGCCGUGAAAACAGGAUCGGCCCAACAGGUGAAAGAUGGGUAUGGGGUUUUACCAGAUGGAUUUGAGGAAAGGGUUGGCGGGAGGGGCUUGGUCAUAAAGGGUUGGGCCCCACAGGUAUUGAUCCUGGGCCACAAGGCCGUGGGUGGAUUUGUGAGCCACUGUGGGUGGAACUCUGUGCUGGAAGCGAUAGUGGCUGGUGUAUUGAUAUUGGGCUGGCCCAUGGAGGCUGACCAGUUUGUGAAUGCCAAGCUGUUGGCUGAGGACAUGGGUGUGGCCGUGAAGGUGUGCGAAGGCAAUAAUGCAGUGCCGGACCCAGCUGAGUUAGGAAAGGUGAUUUCCGAGUCGAUGACCGGGGAGACACCGGAGAAGGUGAGAGCAAAGGAACUGAGGGACAAGGCAUUUGCGGCAGUGGGAAGUGGCGGGAGCUCUUCAAAGCAUUUGGAUGAGCUUGUCAAAGAAUUGGGCCAGCUUAAAGCGGGCCGAAAGUGAAGCCCACAAUAUUUUGAGCCAAAAAGAUGUUCGACGCAUAGUUUGUUUAGUAAUGUUUCAAUGUACUAUGUUGUAUUUGGUCCCUAAAUAAUUACAUGACUCUUUCACAAGCAA
Prunus dulcis (almond) is the source of this 1742-nucleotide messenger RNA. Its product is annotated as UDP-glycosyltransferase 89A2-like. Bases 207 to 1628 code for a protein of 473 amino acids. Gene Ontology annotation, molecular function: UDP-glycosyltransferase activity. NCBI's taxonomy places the organism in Eukaryota, Viridiplantae, Streptophyta, Magnoliopsida, Rosales, Rosaceae. The record is from RefSeq and is a predicted model, not a curated record. The transcript has a single exon.